AUGAAGGCUACAACGGCAGCCUCAGUUUUGGCCUUGAUUUGGGAGGGAGCUACUGCGCAAGACUACAAUGCUGCACCCCCAGAUCUCGCCACUCUCCCUGAACUCUCUUUGUUUGAGACUUGGAGGCCGCAUACACAUGUUCUCCCACCCAAUGGUCAGAUCGGCGACCCAUGCGCCCACUAUGUAGAUCCCGAGACAGGGCGCUUCCACGUCGGAUUUCUGCACAAUGGUACCGGAAUUGCCGCUGUUCUGACAGAGGAUCUUGUUCAUUAUUACGAUGUGAGGCCUAAUGGCAACUACUCCAUCGUGGCUGGCGGUCCCAACGACCCCCUCGCUGUUUUUGAUGGCUCCGUCAUCCCCAGUGGAGUUGACGGCAAACCGACGCUUUUAUACACAUCUGUCUCGGCAUUGCCAAUCCAUUGGACGCUUCCUUAUACCCGAGGAAGUGAAUCACAGUCUCUCGCAGUUACCUACGACGGGGGAAAGAACUUCACCAAGCUGGAAAUCCCGCCUGUUAUUCCCGAGCCCCCGGUGGGCGUGGAUGUAACAGGUUUCCGCGACCCGUACGUUUUCCAAAAUGCGGAAUUCGACAAAUCCCUCGGCAAUGCCGAAGGUACUUGGUACGCGACCAUUUCGGGUGGCGUUCAUGACGUUGGGCCUGGUUUGUUCCUCUAUGAGAACACGAGUCCCGACUUUGAGCAGUGGGAGUAUCUUGGAGAAUGGUACCAUGAGCCUGCCAAUUCGACAUGGGGAAACGGGGACUGGUCUAAGGUCUUUGGCUACAAUUUUGAGACUACCAACGUCUUCGGCCUCACCAGAGAAGGAUACAGCUACAGUGGAAGCCCUUUCCUGACCAUUGCCGUGGAGAGCUCAUACGUACCCAUUCAGGACUCAGUCUCCUCACUUCAUGCCCAGCUUUGGGCAGCAGGGUCAGUUGGAGUUCCGGAGGGUGAAAACAUCACACUCACCCCUGACAUGGUUGGUGUCUUUGACUGGGGCUUGGCUUCCUAUGCAGCAGCAGGCAAAGUCGUACCAGCGUCUUCUGAGCCAUCCACUGCCAGCGGCGCCCCUGACCGUUUUAUCAGCUAUGUCUGGCUGACUGGGGAUGUCUUCGGAGGAGUCGUGGGCUUCCCAUCUGCGCAGCAAGGAUGGCAAAACACCUUGUUGACAGCGCGCGAGUUGUCUAUUAAAGCCAUCCCUAACGUUGUCAACAAUGAUCUUGUGAAAGAGACUGGCUCAUGGCGUGUGGCCGCUGACUCUGACUCCACUGGCAACUGUGUUGAACUCGAAACUCUCGGAAUCAAGAUUGCUCGCGAGACUUACGACGCUAUGACUGCUGCCCCUAGCUUCACCGAGGCAGACAAGACCCUCACAAGUGCAGGUGUCACUCCCUUCACCCGCUCCCCAAAAACCAAGUUCUUUGUGCUGGAAGCUGAGAUCAGCUUUAAUGCACGCGCUUCUGACCUGCAAGCCGGUUUCCAGAUCCUGGCAUCCGAGUUUGAGUCCACCACCAUUUAUUAUCAGUUCUCUAACGAGUCCAUCAUGAUUGACCGUUCCAAGACAAGUGCUGCUGCAGACACGACCACCGGUAUUGAUGCGUCACCGGAGUCUGGACGCCUUCGUCUGUUUGACAUCAACGACAGCUGUGGCAACAAUGGUGGUAACAGCAGCGGCCACGGUGGUCAGGGCGUCUACGGUGGUCAUGGUGGCCAGGGUGGCUACGCCGGCCAUGGAGACCACAACUGUGGAGAAAAGGGCGAGCAGGGUGAACAUCAUUCGACUAAAUGCAAGUCUGAGGCUGCGUCGGGCAGCAAUACCCACACUUCUCGUUCGACUGAAGUUGGCGGGGAGCAUAUUGAGACUCUAAGCCUAACUAUUGUUGUGGACAACUCUGUCCUGGAGGUCUAUGCCAACUCUCGCUUUGUACUGUCUACCUGGGUCCGCCCCUGGUACCAAAACUCGACCGAGAUUCGCUUCUUCCAAAACGGGGAGGGUGAAGCAUCUUUCAGCAACAUUCGCGUUGCUGAUGGACUGUAUGAUGCUUACCCGGACAGAACACAGUGA
Penicillium expansum is the source of this 2064-nucleotide messenger RNA. RefSeq names its product glycoside hydrolase family 32 protein. Bases 1 to 2064 code for a protein of 687 amino acids. The transcript has 2 exons. Lineage: Eukaryota; Fungi; Ascomycota; Eurotiomycetes; Eurotiales; Aspergillaceae. The record is from RefSeq and is a predicted model, not a curated record. Gene Ontology annotation, molecular function: sucrose alpha-glucosidase activity. Gene Ontology annotation, biological process: sucrose catabolic process.